Blastomyces dermatitidis ER-3 is the source of this 474-nucleotide messenger RNA. RefSeq names its product Ras small monomeric GTPase. Bases 1 to 474 code for a protein of 157 amino acids. Lineage: Eukaryota; Fungi; Ascomycota; Eurotiomycetes; Onygenales; Ajellomycetaceae. The transcript has a single exon. Gene Ontology annotation, molecular function: GDP binding; GTP binding; GTPase activity. Gene Ontology annotation, cellular component: plasma membrane. Gene Ontology annotation, biological process: signal transduction. The record is from RefSeq and is a predicted model, not a curated record.
AUGAAACAAGGCCAAGGCUUCCUGCUCGUCUUCUCCAUAACCUCCACCUCCUCCCUCUCCGAACUCGCCGAACUCCGCGAACAAAUCAUCCGCAUCAAAGACGACGAGAACGUCCCCAUCGUCAUCGUCGGCAACAAAUCAGACCUCGAGGAAGACCGCGCCGUCUCGCGAUCGCGCGCCUUCGCCCUCUCCCAACAGUGGGGGAACUCGCCGUACUAUGAAACCUCCGCCCGCCGCCGUGCGAACGUCAACGAGGUCUUCAUCGACCUGUGUCGGCAGAUUAUCCGCAAGGAUAUUCAGGCGAGUCAGGAGCGGAGUAUGGAGCUGGCGAUGAAUGGGAGGAGUGGUGGUGGCGGUGGCGGCGGUGGUGGAGCAGAUGGGAUUGGUGGGUCGGAAGGUCAGAAUCGACAAAGUGGUGGGCGGUUAAGGAAUCGGAGGAGAGCGAAGGCAAAAGGGGACUGUGUGAUUUUGUGA